ACUGAAUCUGGCUAUGGAUCAGAGUCAAGUUUACGCCGCCAUGGCUCCAUGGUGUCUCUUGUUUCUGGAGCAAGUGGAUACUCUGCGACAUCCACCUCUUCGUUCAAGAAGGGUCAUAGCUUGCGUGAGAAGCUUGCAGAAAUGGAAACCUUUAGAGACAUCUUGUGUAGACAAGUUGAUACUCUACAGAAAUACUUUGAUGCAUGUGCAGAUGCUGUUUCCAAAGAUGAACUCCAGAGGGAUAAAGUGGUGGAAGGCGAUGAAGAUGAUUUCCCGACAAUGCGUUCUGAUGGGGAUUUUUUACAUAACAGUAACAGCAGUAAGGAAAAACUGUUUCCGCAUGUGACACCCAAAGGAAUUAAUGGCAUAGACUUCAAAGGAGAAGCUAUAACUUUCAAGGCAACUACUGCUGGCAUCCUUGCUACUCUCUCUCAUUGUAUUGAACUCAUGGUAAAACGUGAAGAAAGCUGGCAAAAAAGGCUAGAUAAG
Eurypyga helias (sunbittern) is the source of this 489-nucleotide messenger RNA. Its product is annotated as collagen type IV alpha-3-binding protein-like. The transcript has 4 exons. Gene Ontology annotation, biological process: ER to Golgi ceramide transport. Gene Ontology annotation, molecular function: phosphatidylinositol-4-phosphate binding. The record is from RefSeq and is a predicted model, not a curated record. NCBI's taxonomy places the organism in Eukaryota, Metazoa, Chordata, Aves, Eurypygiformes, Eurypygidae. Gene Ontology annotation, cellular component: Golgi apparatus. The annotation marks the transcript as partial.